AUACCUGUCAGUGUUUGGUAUACUCAUAGAUAAUUGUCCAGCUGAGGCGAAAUCAGUCACAAACAAACAAAAUAAGUAGAUCUUGAGAUAAAACAAGAGGGCAGUCGCAGCAUCAGCUCUUUCUUACAAUGAAAAACUUUUUAUACCUCCUACUGGUGGCCAUGUUCUCGAGAUCUGGCUCGUCGUGCCAAUCCCGACGGGAUGAUCCAUCGAAAGCACUGAAUUUGGUGGAAUUUCAUAGUGGGACGUUGCCAAUCAUUCUCACUGUUCCACAUGGUGGCGAAAUUCGGCACCCUGACAUUUUGAACCGGAUGAAUGGUUGCCGGGGAACAGAUGGAACGUGCCAGUUCCUUAAAGAUCCCUCAUGCGCUUCAACGACUGAGUGCAAAGUGGUCAACUUCCAAGAUAUGAGCACAAUUGAUAUCGCUUGGACGGUGGCCAAUCAAAUUGAGGACACAUUGGGUGGCAGACCUUUUAUGGUAAUUUCCCACCUUCAUAGAAUGAAACUGGAUCCCAAUCGAGAAUUGGACGAGGCCGCUCAAGGAGAUGAGAUCGCCACCACUGCCUACCUCGAUUUCCACAACUUGAUCAAUGACACCAGGGCCUCCAUUGGAACCGGCAUUCUUUUCGACCUUCAUGGUCAAGGUCACAAACAGAACAGCACCGAGGUUGGUUACCGGAUAUCUACAUCAGAAUUAAAUGCCGGGAUCGUGGCAGCAGAAAACUCUAGCAUUCGAGCGUUGGCGGAGAGACUUAAUUUGCCUGGAAACGAAUUGAUCCAAGGUGCACAGAGCUUUGGUGCUUUAUUAGAGGGUCAAGGGUUUCGGGCUCUCCCGUCUCCCCGACAACCUAUCCCAGGCGAGGAUAAAUACUACAGAGGCGGAUAUAUUACCAAUGUCCAUGGAUCCUUGAAUGGAGGUCAGGUGGAUGCAAUUCAAUUGGAAAUGCCAUCUGAAUGGCGUUAUGAAGGAACCUUGGACCAACGUAAUGUGUUUGCGAAAGCAGUGGGUGAGGCCAUUGCUGAAUACUAUGAGCUCCACUACCUUUGAUUGAGGCAAUAUGAAUUGUCGUUCUUAAAUUCCACCGGAGUGUCUACACUUCAAAGAAUGCAAGUUAAUAAAGUUGUUUUUAUGAUGCUUUAUGUUUUUGCCAUUCAAGUGUAAUAAACGUUGUCAUAAAUUA
Messenger RNA from Tigriopus californicus, 1182 nucleotides. RefSeq lists its product as uncharacterized. Lineage: Eukaryota; Metazoa; Arthropoda; Copepoda; Harpacticoida; Harpacticidae. The record is from RefSeq and is a predicted model, not a curated record.